AUGGUGUCCGACGAUAUUGUUACGCGGGAGCUCGAGAAUCCAAUGGACGUCGCCGAGUACCUUUUUCGGCGUCUGCACGAGGUCGGUAUUCGUGCGGUGCACGGCGUGCCGGGCGACUACAAUCUCGCUGCAUUGGACUACCUGCCCAAGUGCGGUCUCGACUGGGUGGGGAACUGUAAUGAGCUCAAUGCGGGUUAUGCGGCCGAUGGCUACGCGCGUGUGAAGGGCAUCAGUGCUCUGAUCACUACAUUUGGCGUCGGAGAGUUGUCAGCCUUGAACGCCAUCGCAGGUGCAUACUCUGAAUUUGUCCCCAUCAUCCACAUCGUUGGUCAGCCAACUACCCAGUCGCAGAAGAAUGGGAUGCUGCUGCACCACACCCUCGGCAAUGGCGAUUUCAAUGUCUUUAACCGUAUGAGUGCGGCAAUCUCCUGCUACGUUGCCCGCCUUGAGGACCCCCGCGAUGCGGCGACUCUUAUCGACAGCGCAAUUCGUGAGUGCUGGGUCCGUAGUCGUCCAGUCUACGUGACUCUCCCCACCGAUAUGAUUGCCUCCAAGGUCAAUGGCAACCGCCUGAAGCAGCCAAUUGACCUGUCAUUGCCCGGUAAUGACCCUGAGAAGGAGGACUACGUUGUUGAUGUGGUUCUGAAGUAUCUCCAUGCCGCCAAGAACCCUGUUAUCCUGGUUGAUGCCUGUGCCAUUCGCCACCGUGUUCUGGACGAGGUCCAUGAUCUGGUCGAGGCCUCUGGCCUACCCACCUUCGUGGCACCAAUGGGCAAGGGCGCAGUGAAUGAGGCACACAAGAAUUUCGGCGGUGUCUACGCUGGAAAUGGAUCCAACCCGGGCGUAAGCGAGGUGAUCGAGUCAUCAGAUCUCAUUCUCAGCAUUGGCGCCAUUAAGUCCGACUUUAAUACGACCGGAUUCACGUAUCGCAUUGGCCAGCUGAACACCAUCGAUUUCCACAGCACCUACGUGCGCGUGCGGUAUUCCGAGUACCCCGAUGUCCACAUGAAGGGUGUGCUCCGUAAGGUUGUUCAGCGUAUGGGCAAGCUCAACCUUUCGCCAAUUCCCCAUAUCACCAACAAGGUCCCCGAAAGUGAGCAGACUUCAAGCCAGACCAUCACUCACGCCUGGCUCUGGCCGACUGUUGGCCAGUGGCUCAAGGAGAACGACGUGGUCAUUACGGAGACAGGUACUGCCAACUUCGGCAUCUGGGAUACUCGCUUCCCUGCCAAUGUCACCGCACUUAGCCAGGUGCUUUGGGGGAGUAUUGGGUAUUCAAUGGGCGCUUGCCAGGGUGCUGCGCUGGCUGCCAAGGAACAAAACAAUCGCCGCACGAUCUUGUUUAUUGGAGACGGCAGCACCCAGUUGACGGUGCAGGAGCUCAGCACGAUGCUUCGGAAUAAGCUGAACCCCAUUAUAUUUGUGAUCUGCAAUGAGGGUUACACCAUUGAGCGAUACAUCCACGGAUGGGAGGCGGGCUACAACGACAUCCAGCCCUGGGACUAUGCCAAUAUCCCCAAGGUUUUCGGCGGCCAGGAUGCGUACAAGAGCUACCGCAUCAAGACCAGAGAUGAGCUGACCAAGCUCUUUGCCAACAAGGAUUUCAGCACCCCCAACCAACUCCAGCUGGUCGAGCUGUACAUGCCUCGCAACGAUGCUCCCGCUGGGUUGAAGCUGACCGCCGAGGCCGCAGCUGAGCGCAACAAAUAA
Penicillium canariense is the source of this 1710-nucleotide messenger RNA. RefSeq names its product alpha-keto acid decarboxylase family protein. Gene Ontology annotation, molecular function: magnesium ion binding; carboxy-lyase activity; thiamine pyrophosphate binding. The transcript is spliced from 4 exons. The record is from RefSeq and is a predicted model, not a curated record. NCBI's taxonomy places the organism in Eukaryota, Fungi, Ascomycota, Eurotiomycetes, Eurotiales, Aspergillaceae. The coding region runs from base 1 to 1710 and encodes 569 amino acids.